CUUCCUCAUUUUAGAAAGAUCAAAGCAAAAAUGUCAAGGGUUUAUGAUUUAUGGGAGAAAUUGGUCGGCGCUGUUUUCAACAGGGAGGAGCUCAGGCGACUUGCGCUUCGCGACAGCUUCAGCUCCUCCACCUUUUCUGAUUACAGCUCGGGCUUCACUUCUGACUCCUCCAUUGCAUACCCCGUUGCACGGCCUAUAGAGCUGAAAGAGAUUAUAAAAGCGACAGAAAACUUUCAGUUAGACAUGCUCAUAGGGGAAGGAGUCAUGUGUCAAGCUUUUAUAGCAUGCAUCGAUGAGCAUGCCCUCACCGCCUUGAAGCCUGGCUCCGGAAUGGCUGUUACAGUUAAAAAAUGGUCGUCCAUGGAAAGACCACAAGAUUGGUUGAAGAAAAUUGAUAAUUUGGUGCAGCUUUGUCAUCCAUGCUUGGUCAGCUUCGUUGGGUACUAUACGGAGGAACACAACAUGAUGUUGGUGUACGAGUUCAUGCCCCAUGGACGCUUGUCAGAUCACUUAUUCACUACUCGAUACCGAUCAUUACCUUGGGCGAGGAGAAUCAAGAUCGCUAUAGAUAUUGCUAGAGAGCUUAGCUACUUGCACGAACAAGAUAUACCUAUCAUACACCGAGAUUUCAAGACUGCUAACGUUCUUCUGGACUGGGAAUUGAAUGCUAAGCUAUCUAACUACUGUUACGGUAUAGAUGAUCCUACCGGUGAAAUGACUUCCAUACCAACUCGUCAAAUAUUCGUUUCACCUGGCUAUACUCCACCUGAAUAUAUAUCAAAAGGUUGUCUGACUACUAAAUCGAAUGCAUACACUUUUGGAGUUGUUUUACUAGAAUUGCUAUCUGGCACUGUCGUAUCAAACUUGAACUUGGAACAAUCUUACUUUAGUCAAAAGUCGAAAUUACUGCAGAUUAUGGACAUCCGAUUAAACGGUCAGUACCCUCGUGAUGCAGCAUAUAAAGUUGUGAAGCUUGCGUUGAAGUGCCUAAAUCAGGAUCCAAAAUCGAGACCAAGAAUGAGUGAUGUUGUGGUUGCACUAGAGCAGUUCCAAGGCUAUGCACCUAUGUGAUGAUGUUGUGGUUGCACUAGGCUUAGUAGCUAGCUCGCCAUUGCAUGCGCACGGGGCCAAAAUGAACAACCCUGGAUGGAUGCACAUAAACUAUGUUGCCAAGAUCUUCGAUUGCUACACAAAUAGAGGGCUUGAAUCCCACUUUUUAGAAUAUUGAGAGUGGAUGAAUUAUGACUAUCUUUUUGAAGGUUAGAUGGUCUCUUUGUUGAGGCUUUGAAAUUGUUUUGAUUAUUAUAGUGUUUAGAUAUGGUUAGUAUUGUUAUUAUUUCAAUUCAAUACACACGAAUGAUUAAGCGAUGAUA
Messenger RNA from Salvia hispanica, 1373 nucleotides. NCBI's taxonomy places the organism in Eukaryota, Viridiplantae, Streptophyta, Magnoliopsida, Lamiales, Lamiaceae. The record is from RefSeq and is a predicted model, not a curated record.